AUGAGUCAACUUCCUCUGGAAGACCAACUAAGGUCCAUGAUUCUGAAGAACGGUGGCCCUGCAGACGCCGUCCCACCCUCAUCCGAUGGCCAGCUUUCUGUUGAGCACUCUCCGCGCCAUCCGGGCCCGCAGCCGCGCGCCGGACGCUGUUCAAACCGGCCCCAGUCCCAGCAGCUCCCUCCACGGGACGCCGCCGCCAACCCAACUGGCUCGCCGCAUCAACACCGUCACAGCCCGCACCAUGGACGCGGCCAAACAGGCCCUGGGCGCCCGCACUUUGGUCACGGCUCUCCUCAGCAGCGCCAGAAUGGCUUUCCGUCGCCUCAUGCCAGCCCUGGCUAUGUCCCUCCGCACAUGCGCCACCGCAGCAGUGAGUGGCACCAGCAUAGAGGAGGCUUCCAUCAACCCAGGGCAUCCUGGCAACAGCAACAGCAGCAGGGUCCUCAUUUCAACCCUACAGCGCCAACCGUGCCUCCCAGCCAGGGCGGCUUUGGACCCCCACACGGCUACAGACAGGGCGCCCCGGGACCGCCCCCUUUCCAAAUUUUACAGAGGCCGAACCCGAGUGGACCCAUGAACGCUCCCUUCCGCCCUGGUCCUCCGCUCAAUCCGAAUCAGCGCUAUCAGCAGCAUCAGCAGCAGUUCCAAGAACGACUCCAGGCCCAAUGCAGGUAUCUGGGCAGCCUUGCUGCGGUUGAAAUCCCCAAGGUAGCCAUGACUGAGGACGAGCUGAAGGAGAAGGACGACUUCAUCAUGAGGCUGCAAGAGAUAUGCCAAAACGAGAUCGCUGCUUUCCCCGAAGUUCCAAGCAUUGAGUUCAAGUGUUUUGGCAGCAUAGGAACCGGCUUCGCUACCAAAGGAUCCGACAUUGAUCUGGCUGUGAUUACGAAGAAUGACGACGAUACGGAACUGGCGCAGAAAUUCGGACCCCGCGCUCUGGAGAAGAUAUUCCUCGACCACGGCUUUGGUGCCCGCCUCCUCACGAACACGCGCGUUCCUAUCAUCAAAUUUUGUGAGAAGCCGUCUGCAGAAUUGCAUGCGAACCUACAGGCAGAACGCAAGAAGUGGGAUGAUCUGCCCGAGGAGAAAAAGAGAAUUCUACUGGAAGGCGGCAGAAAGUCUCCCGAUGACGACAAGCCUGCCGAGGUCGCCGAUGAUCCAGAGGGGGUAGAUGGUGCGGUUGGCGACGAGUUGCCGACAUCGAAGGACAAUAACGCCCCCGAGCCUGAUAAGAAGGCAGCACCGAGGCGAAAGAAAAACGGAGGCUCUGCUGCGACAUCAUCGACCAAGGGUGCUGGCGAUGGUACUGCGCCUAAGGAAGAGCCCAUAGCCAACAGUGAUAUUGCCGCUCCACAGCCAGGUCCUAACGGCCAAGACCCAGGCGCUGAAGGAGAGCAACAAAAGCGCGAACCCCGUCCUGAGAAACCAUGGCUGCGUGAAAAACCAAUGGGACCACUUGAUUUCCCCAAGGACGGCGUUGGAAUCCAGUGCGACCUGAACUUCGCUGGUCAUCUGGGUAUCUACAAUACGAGGCUACUCUACUGCUAUGCAAUCAGCGAUCAGCGCAUCCGAGACAUGGUAAUCUUCGUCAAGGCCUGGGCUAAGACACGUAAGAUCAAUAGCUCCUACAACGGCACCCUGUCGUCUUACGGUUACGCCCUAAUGGUCUUGCACUACCUCAUUCGUAUCCCUGAGGAGCCCAUUACACCCGAUCUGCAACUUCUGAGCAACUCCACUUUGAAAGACCGGUCUCCGAAGCUAGUAGACGUCAUAUGCAACGGACAUGUGGUGAAGUUCCUUGCGGAUAAAGAGCUCAUCCUUGAAAAGGCUCGUAACGGACAGUGGACCCAGAACAAGGACUCGUUGGGCUCCCUAUUGAGAGGUUUCUUCCGAUACUACGGAUGCCCUGGAGUUCCAGAUCGCAUCGGAGGCUUCCACUGGACGCGCGACGUGAUCACGUUCGGUCAGCGGAAGCCUACCGAAAGAAUGGUCACCAAAGAGGAACUUGGCUGGACGAAGGCGCGUGUAGAAAAGGCCAGCAAAAAAGAAGUUCGCCACCGCUACCUCGUCUGCAUCCAGGACCCCUUCGAACACGACCACAAUGUCGGCCGCACGGUCAAUCAUCAAGGUAUCUGCGCCAUCCGCGAAGAGUUCCGCCGCGCGUGGCGUAUCCUCGAUGACGAGGCCAACGGGCGCCCGCACAAGGACCUCUUCGCGACCGUUGAUGACGAUCCCCCACCCCCGCAGUUCGUCGGCGGCCAGCAGCACAGGCAGACGCCGAGCACCGCCGUCGCCACCAUUGCAGUCGAUGGCAAGGCGACUGACGGGAAUCAGCCGCGGAGCGACGGUGUGCAUCUCCCUUCGCCAACAACGGUCGGUACUGCUGUUCCCGCUGUCGGUGGCGCCGCGCCAACCACCCAGAAAGGCAUCGUCUCGACUGUCGACGGCGCCAGACGGCCUUCUGCCGCCGCGAACGGCUUCGGGGCGGAGGCGAUCGCCAAAGUGAAUGGGAUGCUGGCCGAGGCGGCUGCGAAGAGGGGAACUUCGGAUUAG
This is a messenger RNA of Diplodia corticola, 2553 nucleotides long. RefSeq names its product pap oas1 substrate-binding domain-containing protein. Gene Ontology annotation, molecular function: RNA uridylyltransferase activity. Gene Ontology annotation, biological process: RNA 3'-end processing. The coding region runs from base 1 to 2553 and encodes 850 amino acids. NCBI's taxonomy places the organism in Eukaryota, Fungi, Ascomycota, Dothideomycetes, Botryosphaeriales, Botryosphaeriaceae. The transcript has 2 exons. The record is from RefSeq and is a predicted model, not a curated record.